Molecule: messenger RNA, 1410 nt
Organism: Drosophila grimshawi
Lineage: Eukaryota; Metazoa; Arthropoda; Insecta; Diptera; Drosophilidae
Product: tetraspanin-33
Exons: 2
Coding region: 142-1056 (304 amino acids)
Biological process (GO): protein localization to plasma membrane; protein maturation
Cellular component (GO): membrane
Source: RefSeq, a predicted model, not a curated record
AAACAAAAGAGCUGCAAUUUACGCAAAAAGUGAAAAUGAAUUCGGACAAAAAAUAGUGUGCGCAAACCGGCUGACCCACACAAUACAUACAGAAGUGAACUCAACUCAACAACAAGCAGCUGCAGAGGCCAGACGACAACAAUGAGCAACUACAGAUACCAUGGGGGAGGUGGUGGUGGAGGCGGCGUUGGCUACUAUGGCAUUGAGGUGCGCGACAUGCACCAGCGUAUCUCGUAUCCACAUCACUUUACGUUCGUUAGCGCCUGCGUCAAAUACAUGAUAUUCAUAUUGAAUUUCCUGUUCUGGCUAUUUGGGGGCCUGCUGCUGGGCAUUGGAAUAUAUGCGUUUAUGGACAAAUGGGAGGAUGCGAACGGAUGGGUGAAGCUGGAAACCAUUUACGAUGUUGUACUCAACAUAUCGCUAGUGAUGAUCAUAACGGGCAUUGUUAUAUUCAUAGUCAGCUUCGCUGGCUGCCUGGGCGCGCUGCGCGAGAACACCUGUCUGCUCAAGUUCUAUUCCAUGUGCCUGUUGAUCUUCUUCCUCAUGGAAAUGGCCAUAGCGAUCAUUUGUUUUGUGUUCCCACAAAACAUGAACUCCUUCCUCGAGGAUCAGUUCACCGAUAAGAUCAUCCACUCGUAUCGCGACGAUCCGGACUUGCAGAAUUUCAUUGACUUUGCACAGCAGGAGUUCAAGUGCUGUGGCCUGAGCCAUGAUGGAUACCAGGACUGGAGCAAGAACGAGUACUUCAACUGCUCGUCGCCGUCCGUGGAAAAGUGCGGUGUGCCAUAUAGCUGCUGCAUCAAUGCGACCGAUAUCAGUUCGGGACUGGUUAACAUUAUGUGCGGGUAUGGCGUACAGGAGCAUUCAGUUGCCGCUGCCAGCAAACUAAUUUGGCCCAGUGGCUGCAUCGAAAUCGUUCGGGUCUGGGCUGAGCGGAAUCUGUAUACGAUUGCGGGCAUUGCGCUGGGCAUUGCUCUGCUGCAAUUGUUGGUCAUAUACUUGGCCAAAACGUUGGAGGGCCAAAUCGAGUUGCAAAAAUCACGCUGGGCAGCGUAAGCGCACAAAUAUAUAUACACAAGCAUAGUCAGUUUACUGAUGCCGCUCCCUGACCAAUCGCCAUAAGAUAAGCAGAGCAAAUCUUUAUUUGCCUUGCAUUCGAUUUAUUUUGAGGUUGAGGUUGAGUUGAGGUUGCAGUUGAUUAACCGCAAUACUCACAUAUUUGUAGCAUUUCACUCAGAUUUGUAUUUGUUAUCUCACAUAUGUUAUUAAGGACUUCAAAAAGCCACUUUCAAUGUACUCCAUUUUUCGUUUAUGUUAUUGUCAUUAUUUUUUUUUAUAAUUUCAAUUUCGCAAAUGAUUUUUGAUUGCUCGAAUAAUACUCUACAGUGUUGCAAGAUUGUAAAUAAACGC